ACGCUGCGGCGGCUGCGGGAGGCCUUCCGCGCGGGCCGCACACGGCCGGCCGAGUUCCGGGCGGCGCAGCUCCGGGGCCUGGGCCGCUUCCUGCAGGACCACAAGCAGCAGCUGCAAGAGGCGCUGGCCCAGGACCUGAACAAGUCGGCCUUCCAAUCAGACACCUCGGAGCUCAUCCAGUGCCAGAACGAGGUGGAUCUAGCACUCAAGAACCUGCGGGCCUGGAUGAAGGAUGAAUACGUGGCCACCAAUUUGCUCACGAAGCUGAGCUCCGCCUUCAUCCGGAAGGAACCCUUCGGGCUGGUGCUCAUCAUAGCCCCCUGGAACUACCCCGUGAACCUCACGCUGAUGCCCCUGGUGGGGGCGCUCGCUGCGGGGAACUGCGUGGUGUUGAAGCCAUCAGAAAUGAGCAAGUGCACAGAGAAGGUGCUGUGUGAGCUGCUGCCCCAGUACCUGGACCAGGUGGGCUGGCUCUGCCCAUCGCCUCCACCGGGAGAAGGGAGCCCUCGCGUAGGGCGGAUCGUCAUGGCCGCAGCCGCCAAGCACCUGACGCCCAUCACCCUGGAGCUGGGGGGCAAGAACCCCUGCUAUGUGGACGACGACUGCGACCCCCAGACCGUGGCCAACCGCGUGGCCUGGUUCCGCUACUUCAACAGCGGCCAGACCUGCGUGGCCCCCGACUACGUCCUGUGCAGCCCCGAGACGCGGGAGCGGCUGCUGCCCGCCCUGCAGAGCGCCAUCACCCGUUUCUAUGGCGACGACCCCAAGAGCUCCCCCAACCUGGGCCGCAUCAUCAACCAGAAGCACUUCCUGCGGCUGCAGGGGCUGCUGCGCUGUGGCCGCGUGGCCAUCGGAGGCCAGAGCGACGAGAGCGAUCGCUACAUCGCGCCCACGGUGCUGGUGGACGUGCAGGACACGGAGCCCGUGAUGCAGGAGGAAAUCUUCGGGCCCAUCCUGCCCCUGGUGACCGUGAGGAGCCUGGACGAGGCCAUCGACUUCAUCAACCAGCGGGAGAAGCCUCUGGCCCUGUAUGCCUUCUCCAACAGCAGCCAGGUAGUGAACGAGGUGAUGGAACGCACCAGCAGCGGCAGCUUCGGCGGCAACGAGGGCUUCAUCUACCUGACGCUGCCCUCCCUGCCGCUAGGGGGCGUGGGCAACAGCGGGAUGGGCAGGUACCACGGCAAGUUCUCCUUCGACACCUUCUCCCACCAGCGCGCCUGCCUGCUGCGCAACCCCGGCCUGGAGAAGGUCAACGAUAUCCGCUACCCGCCCUAUAGUCCCUGGAACCAGCAGCUGAUCACCUGGGCCCUGGGCUCCCAGAGCUGCACCCUUCUGUGA
Dipodomys ordii (Ord's kangaroo rat) is the source of this 1338-nucleotide messenger RNA. It is a transcript of the gene Aldh3b2, whose product is annotated as aldehyde dehydrogenase 3 family, member B2. Gene Ontology annotation, biological process: aldehyde metabolic process. The transcript is spliced from 9 exons. Gene Ontology annotation, molecular function: aldehyde dehydrogenase (NAD+) activity. Bases 226 to 1338 code for a protein of 370 amino acids. Gene Ontology annotation, cellular component: cytoplasm. Lineage: Eukaryota; Metazoa; Chordata; Mammalia; Rodentia; Heteromyidae. The record is from RefSeq and is a predicted model, not a curated record.